Messenger RNA from Rhododendron vialii, 1955 nucleotides. Its product is annotated as ribonuclease 3-like protein 2. Gene Ontology annotation, cellular component: nucleus; cytoplasm. The coding region runs from base 168 to 1436 and encodes 422 amino acids. Gene Ontology annotation, molecular function: RNA binding; ribonuclease III activity. The record is from RefSeq and is a predicted model, not a curated record. Gene Ontology annotation, biological process: siRNA processing. The transcript is spliced from 4 exons. Lineage: Eukaryota; Viridiplantae; Streptophyta; Magnoliopsida; Ericales; Ericaceae.
UGUUCCAAGGAUUCUGUUAUAUAAUAGUAGUAACCUAGGAGUCCUCACGCCCACGUCAGCAUUUCUAAGUCCUAAAGUAUGGUACGACGACGUAGUAGGACCUCACAGUUUUUGUCUUCCAUUGUCCCUGAUAAUUGCAUUAAUCUUCUCCUUAGCAGUCACCAGCAAUGGAAGAUUCAGGCUCUGAAGAAGACCAAAUCGCCAAUCAAACCACAGAAGAUAUCGAAACCGCGGCGAAAAGAUUGAAGACGUCUAACGGCACUCACAUACCAUAUGUAUCCGCAUCAACCACUUGCGGCUGCGAUGCGGCAGCUGCGGCGGAGAACUCAUUGUCUGCAAUGGAAAGGAUUUUAGGAUAUAACUUCCGGAACAAGGAUCUAUUGCAAGAGGCCUUGACCCAUUCUUCGUGGCCUUACUCGCGUUCCUACGAACGCCUCGAGUUUGUUGGUGAUGCCAUAAUCUGCGUUACGUUUUCGAUGUUUGUUUACCAUACUUAUCCUGAUCUCGAGCCUGGCCAACUGUCGCGGAUACGUGCAGCCAAUAUCAGUACUGAGAAACUUGCAAGAUUGGCUGUAAGACACGGGUUUCAUCAAUAUAUUCGGAUUAAUGCACCUGCUGUUGAGGCUAAGAUUGAGGAGUUUGCUUCGAAAGUCCGGCAUGAUGAUGCAGUCACGUACGGUGAUCGUUUGAAGGCACCAAAGCUGUUGGCAGACCUUGUUGAGUCCAUUGCUGCAGCUAUUUUUGUUGAUUGUAGUUGUGAUUUGAAAGAAUUCUGGUUGAUUUUCAGGAGUAUUCUUGAACCUAUCGCUAUGCUUGAAGACUUAAAGCAACAACCACAGCCGGUUAGCGUGCUGUACGAGUUAUGCCAAAAACAGAGAAAACAAGUGGAAAUCAAGUACAGGAAAAACGAUUCAGAAAACACCGCCUGUGUUUUUGUAGACGGGGAGUUUGUUGCUUGCGGAUAUUCAUGUCAAAAGGAUUCAGCAAAGAUUGAUGCUGCAAAACAGGCCGUGUCGAAGUUGACAGAAACCGCCAAUGGUAAAGAGAUGAUGAAGGGAAUUAUUGCCUCAACGUAUUCAAGUCAAAAGGAUUUACCAAGGAAUGGUGUAAAAGAGGCUAUGAAUAAAAUGACAGAAACCGUGGAUGACAAAAGUUUGUUGAACGGAAUUCCACUUGUACUCAACCAAGUUGGGGAGAUUGAAGUUGCAAAGCAGAAGCUGAAUCAGUUUUGUGAGAAGAAGCAGUUAGCCAAGCCAACUUAUAGGGUUGAAAAGGAAUCCGGGCCUGCUCAUGAAAGGAGAUUCAUAUGUUCUGUUCAAAUUGAUAUUGGUAGUGAGCCAUACGCGGUAUCAGGAAAGGAUAAGCCAAGAGUAAAGGAGGCAGAGAACUCUGCUGCUUCUACAAUGCUCCAGAUUUUACGAAGACAUCUAAUUUAGAGUGAAAAGGUAUGAGUGCAGCACUGCAUAUAACUGUCAAUUUCCCGCGAUAACUGUCAAGUAUAGUAUACUACCCCCGUCCCAUUUUAUUAGUCCCCUGUUCCAUGUUGAGAUCUACAAAAAUGUUAGUCCUAUCUGAAAAAUCAAAGAAAAAAAAGAUGUUUAGAUUUGGAAAAACUAACCGUCAUAAAUGGUUAAAAAUAAUUUUGAAAGUGAGAAUUAAAGGAGAAUAAUGGAAAUUGAAAUCAACUUUUUGAGGGGACAUGCAUUAUUCAUGUCCCCUUGAAGUUGAAAAUUCCAAAACGGACUAACAAAAUGGGACGGAGUAUUAUGCAUUAUACUAUACCACAGUGCAGCAGCAGCCUAGCCAUCGGAAGGGGAAGUGGUUACUACGUGGUGGUGCAGCCCUUAAUUGGUUGGAGCUGAAUAAAUCUUUUUUUGUUCAAUAAUUGUGCUUGGUAGUUUAUUUAUUUGUUUUCAUAUUAAGAUAGGAUUGGUUUACAUGAAGAUAUAGGUAUA